AUGGCCGGCCAUGUCGCUUCGCUGCGCGAACAGAUCGCUAGAGCAGAGACUCAUCUGCAAAGCCUACGACAGCAACUAACAGACGCAGAAGAGCGGGCAAGUCGAGCCAGACAGCUAGAGCAAGCUUACAGCGGAGGCUUCCCUCCAGAAUGGAUGCAGGAGACGCUGUGGCCUUUGAGCGCGGAAGAAUACAAACGCUACGGCCGUCAAAUGAUUAUGCCCGAGAUUGGACUACACGGUCAAAUCCGCAUGAAGAAAGCAAAAGUCUUGAUCGUAGGCGUAGGAGGACUGGGCUGUCCAGCAGCGGCAUAUAUUGCAGGAGCAGGCGUCGGCACAAUCGGUCUCAUGGACGGCGACGUGGUGGAACUGUCUAACUUGCACCGUCAAGUCGCGCACAGCACAUCAAGACUCGGGAAGAGCAAAGUGGACAGCGCGCACGCAUAUCUAUUCGAUCUCAAUCCAGUCGUGAACUACAAUCUCCACCCCUCCCACCUAACUCCAACCACCGCCCUCCAAAUCUUCGCUGAAUACGACCUCAUCCUAGACUGCACCGACCAUCCCACCUCCCGCUACCUCAUAUCCGACACCGCCGUGCUAGCCGGUAAACCACUCGUCUCGGCCUCCGCACUCCGCACCGAAGGCCAGCUCAUAGUCCUCAACAACCCUCCCUCCCGACCCGGCGAUCCGAGCGGAGGUCCCUGCUACCGAUGUAUCUGGCCCCGUCCACCUCCCGCCGAAAGUGUGGUUUCCUGCGGCGAAGGCGGAGUACUAGGACCAGUGGUGGGCACAAUGGGCAUAUUACAGGCUUUGGAAGCGAUUAAACUGCUCGCUGCCCCGACGCCGGAUCCGCUGGACGAACUGGAGAUGUUGAUGGCUGAUCCUACUCCUCUACCUCCUAGCCCGACACUGCUUAUGUUCUCAGCAUAUAACAGCCCGCCAUUUCGGAGCGUGAGGAUGAGAAGGAGACAUGCGACGUGUGCUGCUUGUUCGUCGGUCGCUACAAUAACGCCACAAAGUCUGCUGGUAGGGUCGAUGGACUACGCAGCCUUUUGCGGGCUCACACGACCCGUCAAUCUCCUCGCUCCCGAUCGAAGGGUUGCGGCGUGGGAGUUUGCGAGAUUACCACGGGACGGCUCGAAUGUUCUCAUCGACGUACGAGAUGAGACACAGUAUAAGAUGUGUGCGUUGCGAGGGUCGCUGAAUGUACCUUGGACUGGAGACGGAGGAAGCUGGGUGGAAAAAGCGGUACAGAGUGGUGCGCUUGCGGGGCAAGGCCCGAGUGACUAUUAUGUGGUAUGCAGAUUUGGCAAUGAUUCGCAAAUGGCGGCGAAGGCGAUUGAAGAUGUAUUCGGCCUUGAAGGAAAUGGUAUGAGGGUGAAGGACAUCAAGGGCGGGUUCCGGGCAUGGAGGGAAGAAGUUGAUCCAGAGUGGCCGGACUACUGA
Molecule: messenger RNA, 1443 nt
Organism: Zymoseptoria tritici IPO323
Lineage: Eukaryota; Fungi; Ascomycota; Dothideomycetes; Mycosphaerellales; Mycosphaerellaceae
Exons: 3
Coding region: 1-1443 (480 amino acids)
Biological process (GO): tRNA wobble position uridine thiolation; protein urmylation
Cellular component (GO): cytoplasm; cytosol
Molecular function (GO): adenylyltransferase activity; thiosulfate-cyanide sulfurtransferase activity; URM1 activating enzyme activity
Source: RefSeq, a predicted model, not a curated record